GAGAGACAGUCAAGAUUGGGCCAUUCUCUUUAGUGUUUGCCCUGUUUUCCCAAUGUCCACCUCCUCACCGCCCGCAUUUUGAGAUAAAACUAACAUAAAACAGACUCUUCAUACAGACUAUGAACCAGAGAAAACAAGAGUAAAUGAAGGUGUACUAUGGAGUAACACAAAACUGAACAAAAGGAACGACGAGGAAGAGCUUGCAUUCAAACCUCGUCAAAAAGCAGUUCCUACAGCCUUGGCAUUCACCAUUGCUUUACUACAAAGUUUUUAUCUUGACCUUAGUCUACAAUUGACUAUAAGCUACACCAACAAGGAUGUCCCAGAUUCAAUUCCAGUGUCCGGCUAGCCCCAUGCCUGUUGCCCCUUCUCCACUUCAGAUGGGGCAGCCACAGCCUGGCUAUAGCAUCCCCUGUGCCUCGGGCACCCUACCCUCGGAGAGUGCCAGCCAGCCUAUCAGGAGUUCCGCCCUCCCUGCAGGCUCAGCCACUCCCUACAAUACCACAACAGUAUCUAACAUGGCAAACCCUAAAGAGAAGACCCCCAUGUGUUUGGUGAAUGAGUUAGCUCGUUUCAACAAGAUCCAACCUGAGUAUAAGUUGCUGUGUGAACAAGGACCAGCUCACUCUAAGAUCUUCUCAGUCAGACUCACACUGGGAGAUCAGCAUUGGGAGGCAGAGGGGACCAGCAUCAAGAAAGCCCAGCACACCGCUGCUGCAUCUGCCCUUGCUGAGACAACACUUCCCAAGCCCACCGUGAGGAUGCCCCGCAACACAGCAGAUGGAGUUACACACACAAUGGAGCUAAAUGCACUAUGUAUGAAGCUUGGUAAAAAGCCUAUGUAUAAACCCAUCGACCCAUACCCGGGGAUGAGACCACCAAACUUCAACUACAACGUCCGGCCUCCAGGACCCUAUCAGCGCUCUAUGCAACAGUACUACUACCCUUUUCCUCCAGUGGGACCAAUGAUAUACCACAUGGAGCUUUCCAUCGGAGGCCAGCAGUUUAUUGGAAAGGGACGCACACGGCAGUUAGCCAAGCAUGAAGCUGCUGCCAAAGCCCUGAAAGUGCUGCACAAGGAGCCAAUAUUGCAACAGUUGCCAGAGGUGAAUGGAGAGCCAGAGGAGGAGAACCUCAACAAAUCAGAAAUCAGUCAAGUGUUUGAAAUUGCACUUAAACGCAACUUACCUGUCAACUUUGAGGUUUUAAAAGAAGAAGGCCCUCCCCAUAUGAAGAGUUUUGUUGUUUGUGUAACAGUCGGGGAGUUCACUGGUGAGGGCGAAGGAAAGAGUAAAAAGAUUGCCAAGAAGCUGGCAGCAGCAGCAGUGCUGGGGGAGUUAAAGAGGCUGCCCCAUAUACCCAGUGUGGAAAAGACGCUGCCACGCAUAAAAAAGAAAACCAAAUCCAUCAUCAAACUCCAGACCAGUCCAGAAUAUGGACAGGGUAUGAAUCCAAUCAGCCGCCUCGCUCAGAUCCAGCAGGCCAAGAAGGAGAAGGAACCCGAGUACAGCAUGGUGACAGAGAGAGGUCUGCCUCGUCGCAGAGAGUUUGUCAUGCAGGUAACGGUGUGUGGCCAGUCUGCAGAGGGGAUGGGACCCAGUAAAAAAGUGGCCAAGAGGAACGCAGCAGAGAAAAUGUUGGACCUAUUGGGAUAUAAAGGACCUCAGCCUCCGACCCCCAAACCAGCACUCAAGACAGAUGAGAAGACUCCAGUAAAAAAACCUGGUGAUGGGCGCAAAGUGACCUUCUUUGAACCUGGCUCAUCAGAGGAGGUGGUCUUAGGUUCCAAGGAGGAGGACUACCGUCUACCUUACUUGAGCCACCAGCAGCUGCCUGCAGGUAUCCUGCCCAUGGUCCCUGAGGUGGCUCAAGCUGUUGGGGCCUGUCAUGGGUCCCAAGCUAAGGACUACAACCGAGUAAUUCCCAACCCAGGCAAGGCCACAAUCACUGCCAUUAUUGCCAACGAGUUGCUUUAUGCAGGGACCUCCCUGACUGCUGAGACUAUCCUGAAGAACAAAAACAAUCUGAACCAGCUUCCCCUCGGACCCCUUACCAGGCCUUCUGAGCAGCUCGGCUUUCUGGCAUCCGUGCAGUGCCUGCAGGUGGAAUACAAAGAUUUUCCACAAAACAAUAAGAACGAGUUUGUGUCACUGAUUAACUGCUCCGCCCAGCCGCCGCUCAUCAGCCAUGGGAUUGGGAAAGAUGUUGAAUCUUGUCAUGACAUGGCUGCACUGAAUAUAUUAAAGUUGCUCUCAGAGUUGGACCAGCAGUCAAAUGAAAGGACAGGAAAUGGACCAGUCUCUCGGUGUGGCAAGCAGGAAGUGGAAGGUGACUUACACCUCAAACAGGCUAACUCAAGCACAUUGGCACAGACCGUGGAUGGCACUGUUUAGAUGAUCAGGUUUGGUUGUCUGUAAAAGCACUAGAGAAAACUCCGACACUGUGUUCUUAGUCAGCUUUAGAAAGCUGUGGGAAGCUUUGGACGUUGUUGGCUCUAAAACGUCACUGUUCAUAUUCAUUGUACCAAAAUGUUCACAGUUAAACAAGAUUGAUAGGAAACAAUCAUUUAUUUCCCUUGAUGUUGUUUAAUUGUACACGUUAUUUAUUUUGUUGCGUUGUAGAAAAAAGUAGCUGCAUCCUAGUCAAUGAGUUGGGCGUUUACUUAGUGAAAGAAACAAUUAAGCGAUUAACUGUGAACCUUUUUUUUGUUUUUCAUAACUUGUUUUCUCUCUGUUAGACUUUUUUAACUUUUGUCUUUGAUCCCCUGCUGAGGUAGUUCCUAAAAGAUCUUCUCUCUUAAUGGUUUGGACCUUAUCUUUGUCUAGGGUGCAGCUGACGAACCUCUGUUGAUUUUCCUAGAGUGCUUUAUAUCAACAACCGGUGUUAAUGACAUUACCAUGUAGAGCCGAGAAGAAUUUCUGACUAAAUGUAGCGUGUGAUGUAAUGUGACGUUGUCCCUGUCAAGUUUCCCUGAGUACUCCCUCCUCCUCCUCCUCCACUAUGUCAGCAUCCCUUCUCUCUCCGCUCCCCAUGGUAAUUAAACCUCCGUGCUUAUGUGCACAAAACCAA
Labrus mixtus (cuckoo wrasse) is the source of this 3069-nucleotide messenger RNA. RefSeq names its product staufen double-stranded RNA binding protein 1 (gene stau1). Lineage: Eukaryota; Metazoa; Chordata; Actinopteri; Labriformes; Labridae. The coding region runs from base 318 to 2393 and encodes 691 amino acids. The transcript is spliced from 15 exons. The record is from RefSeq and is a predicted model, not a curated record.